Diaporthe amygdali is the source of this 996-nucleotide messenger RNA. Its product is annotated as methyltransferase domain-containing protein. The record is from RefSeq and is a predicted model, not a curated record. The coding region runs from base 1 to 996 and encodes 331 amino acids. Lineage: Eukaryota; Fungi; Ascomycota; Sordariomycetes; Diaporthales; Diaporthaceae. The transcript has 2 exons.
AUGGUCCAAAAGCCCGAUUUCAGCGCUGACACGUCUGGACCGUACCUCCGACCCCGGCUUAUCCCAAAGAGACCGGACCCUCCGACCGGGGAUAUGGAUACGGGUCCGUCCACCGGCGGCGAAGCCGGGACCCAGGCAGAGCAUCCACCGGCGGCCACCGCCGAGCGAAGCAAACUCUGGUUCGACGAGACGGUCGUCGUGCCAGACGCGUUCCGAGAUGUCCUGGUGACCUACAGCCACAUUCCCCCGGGGGACGUAGACGAGCACGUCAUCCAGAUCCGCAACAAGGCCUGGGAAGUCCACCACUACCCAUGCCUGGGCCAGUUCCGCUUCCUCGAGCUCAACCUCUCGAGCCGGCCGCAGGGGGACCUGUACGCGCGCCUCCUGUCGACUCUCAAGUCGGCCUCGUCGCCGACCUUCCUGGACGUGGGCACCUGCCUGGGCCAGGACGUCCGCAAGCUGAUCCACGACGGGGCGCCGCCUGCGACCGUGGCAGGGGCAGAGCUCUCGCCCACGUUCAUCAAGCUGGGCUACGAGCUGUUCCGCGACUCGCCGGGGGAGGUGGCGAUGGUGCAGGCGAACAUACUCGAGCCGCUGGCUGAGGGAGAGCCGCUGGACCAGUUCAAGCGCCAGCUGCGGGUCGUGCAGCUGGGCAUGAUAUUGCACCUGUUCACGUGGGAGGAGCAGAUCACUGCGUUUGAAAACGCGAUCGCUCUGCUGCGCGAUGAGCCGGGCGUACUGAUUAUUGGACAAGCUACGGGGAACUUGGAUGGCGUUGUCACUCAGACGCUUACUGUUGGUGGUGCCAACAGGGGAACAUGCAAGCACAAUGUCGACAGCUUCAAAAGGCUCGUCAAGGAGGUCGAGACGCGGACGGGAACGCAGUGGGAUGUCAAAGCUGAGUUGGACGAGGGAUUGAGUGUCCACGAUGGGAAGAGGACCUGGGACGACCCCAAGACGAGAAGGCUAUUAUUCGAACUGGAAAGGAGGCAAUGA